Molecule: messenger RNA, 3225 nt
Organism: Penicillium bovifimosum
Lineage: Eukaryota; Fungi; Ascomycota; Eurotiomycetes; Eurotiales; Aspergillaceae
Product: WD repeat protein
Exons: 2
Coding region: 1-3225 (1074 amino acids)
Biological process (GO): regulation of actin cytoskeleton organization; TOR signaling
Cellular component (GO): TORC2 complex; TORC1 complex
Molecular function (GO): protein binding
Source: RefSeq, a predicted model, not a curated record
AUGACAGUCAAGCAAUUCCACCUUCCCCUCCGCCUCAAUCUGUCUCCCAAUCUGUCGCUCCUCCCAGUCAGAGUCGAGCCUCUUCCCGUCCUCCUUCCCAUUCCCCUUCUCGCCCUUCUUCUCGCCCUCCUUCUCGAUCUCCUUCUCGACCUCCUUCCCGCCCUCCUUCCCAUCCUCCUUCCCGUCCAUCUUCUCGCCCUCCUUCUCAUCCUCCUUCUCAUCUUCCUUCACAUCCUCCUUCUCAUCCUCCUUCUCCCCCUCAUUCUCCCCCUCAUUCUCCCCCUCAUUCUCCCCCUCAUUCUCCCCCUCCUCCUUAUCCCCCUCAUUCUCAUCCUCCUUCUCGGUCUCCUUCUCAUCCUCCUCAUCCUCCUUCUCAUUUUCCUUCUCAUUUUCCUUCUCAUCCUCCUUCUCAUCCUCCUUCUCAUCCUCCUUCUCAUCCUCCUUCUCAUCCUCCUUCUCAUCCUCCUUCUCAUCCUCCUUCUCAUCCUCCUUCUCGGCCUCCUUCUCGGCCUCCUUCUCGGCCUUCUUCUCGGCCUCCUUCUCGGCCUCCUUCUCGGCCUUCUUCUCGGCCUUCUUCUCGGCCUCCUUCUCAUCCGCCUUCUCGGCCUCCUUCCCAUCCGCCUUCUCGGCCCCCUUCUCAUCCCCCCUUCUCAUCCCCCUUCUCAUCCCCCUUCUCAUCCCCCUUCUCAUCCCCCUUCUCAUUCUCCUUCUCAUCCUCCGUCUCGUGCUUCUUCUCGGGCUUCUUCUCGUGCUUCCCCUCGACUUGCGUCUCCCCAACCUGUUGUUUGCGUCCCCGUCUCGCGUAGCAACUCUCCCGGUCAUCGCAAUGGUCAGCAAGCUCUCAGGAAGAGCGUGACGAUCUCAAAUGCCAGCAGGAACGAUGAAGUAGUUGCUCCUCUAGCAAAGGCGACAUCCCAUUUCCCAGAAGAAAUCACGACAUCUGCAUCGAUAGCCCCUGAAUCCUCAGGGUCAAUUUCCACGGCCGCGGAGCAAAAUUUCAUCCGUCGCUCUAAUCGAAGUAGAGCCCAACCGACGAAUUAUUACGCCGACCCUUGGGGCAGAACUCGCUUCAAAUCUGAAGAGCCACACACGAAUGCUGAUGUCAGUUUGAGUCCAGCCCCAGCCCCACAGGAGCCGUGCCGUGCCUUACAUCGUUGCGCAAAUGUCCAAAAGCUACUUUACAACCGUGAGCUUGCAGGCGGAAUUAAUCGAUCAAUGGUCACGGAUGUGAUCUCAGAUCUGAGACCCUGGAAGUCAUGGCAAGGCGCUUCAGGUGAUCUUCUUGUUUUGGCUUGGUCGCCAGAUGGUACUCAAUUUGCGGCAGGUGCUGCAGCAAAAUCCGAUGAGCAUAAUAUGGUGUAUAAUAAGCCAAACAAUCUUCUUUUAGGAGAUCUUCAGAGCAACCGUCUGAAGGAAAUACCAGAUCAUUGGAUUCCGCGACCGACCUCGUCAACUGUGGAUGAUCCACGGCUUUUUAUGACCGUCAACAACAUCCAGUGGAUUGACAACCGGAUUUACACUGCUAGCUUCGACAAAACUGUCAAGAUUUGGGCUGUUGAUGCAACGCGUGACAUAUCGUGUACUCAGACCUUACGGCAUGAGUCCCGAGUGGCAGUCAUGUCCGUCUCCAAAUUUGAUCCCAGUAUCUUGGCUACAGGCACAGAAUCAAUAUCGGUCUGGGAUACACGGGAUGCGGAAAAUCCUACAUCAACUCUGCUCCCCCUCGAGCGCGAAACACGGUAUAGAUCAACAGUUGAUUUUUCAGCGACAGCCUUAGCCUGGGGUCAUACUCCAUCUACCAAGGAAUUCCUGGCCGGAGGUCUCGCCGAAUCAGGCGAGGACAUAAUUUACAAAGGUCACUUGGGCUUGUGGCGAGCCCGCGAGUCUGCCUUUGAGACCAUCAAAAUGGCGACCAGCUCGCAGAAUGUCUUUGACAUCAAGUGGCACACUUCGUUGCCCAUUUUUGCAACGGCUAGUCCUGAAGAUCCUUCCGCCGCUCGGAUUAAAGGUAUCGGCAAAGCCACAAAAUCGAUUGUGAGAACAUUCAGUCUCAACGACGACCUCCAAAGGCGUGUACCGUCGUUGUCGGAGUUCUCCUGCCCGGCCUUGGAUGUCAACGAGGUCACUUUCUGUCCAACGGAUCCCAACGGGACAUAUAUCACUGCCAGCUGCACAAAUGGCACAACCUAUGUUUGGGACAACCGGAAGGGCGACAGAAUUCUUCACGAACUCCGGCAUAAUGAACCUCUCACCCCAAUCGAUGACCAGCGGACUCGGGAAACGGCAGACGUGGGUGUCAGGGUAGCUCUUUGGGGUUCGUCACUGGACCAAUUCUACACUGGUGCCUCGGACGGCGUUCUCAAACGAUGGGACAUUCGCCGGUCGCCGGAAGAUGUUCUCCUUGAGAAUGUCGCCACUUUCAACGAAGAGAUCAUGUGCGCGGCUUUCACCGAAGACCAAUCCCAUCUCCUCGUCGGGGAUCCUGACUCAACAAGUUUCAAUUUCGAACAUGCCCCAGAGCCCAAAGACACUAACGUUAGCGGCGUCGUUGCGGCAAACCAGCUUGUAUCGUCCGGCCAGGUCGUCAAACACCCAAUAUUUGGUAUGGGCCAAGGACCCCUUUACAAGGGGCCUUUUGCCUCGUGGGCUCGGAAAGUCACACCAAACGCCUCGCCCGAUCAAAUCAGGCACCUACCUUUGCUCAAGAAAUACCAGGACCAACAAUUGGAUGGACCACCGCCGGAGGAUCGCCAAGCACUCGACCCGAAUCAGCAACGAGAGGUUGCGAGACAAAUACAUCUUGCACAAAUCCGCAAUCGAAGAUCCACCAAGAGAAAACGCCAGGGCCACGAUGACGUUUCUAAUUCCUCCUUCCGAGGUUCCGCCUUGACUCCUAUGGAGUCCUUGCGCUUGGAGAAGAGAAGGAGAAGAAAGGCCGAGAGGAGAGAAGCGAGGAAAGAAUCCAACCAAGAGAACCGUGGAGAGAAUGGAGAAGAGCAGGCCAGAAAGAAAAUCAAAAGGAAGAAGAAGGUCCGAAUGAUAUCGUGCCCAAUCAUCAGUAACACUGAAUAUGUGGACCUCACCUUGGACUCCGAUACCGAGACGGAGAAGAAGCCGAGCCGACCUCGAUUUGAUUUCAGCGAGUUACUUGAGGCGCUUGAGGAUGAUAACUGGUUUCCAGGCAGUGGAGAAAUCGAUCCUAAUUUCCAAAAGGAAAUAGUCUAA